AUGGUCUGUCUGAUUCUUGGUGAUGCCUAUGAACCUUGGAUUGCACAGUUUAGUAGCUUGAGGGCAUGCUGCCUCAGUGAUUGAGUUUCACUGCCAUCACUAUGCCUUUUAGGGAUCAAAGCCUUUUCAAACAAUAAAUGCAAAAACCAUCCAAAACGCAAAUGUUUACUUAUCAGUCGAUCAUUUUUUUGCUCGAUUUGGCUUGAGACUAUAAAAGGUCUCCAAAUUUUGAGCAGAUCUCGUUUGCAACUUAUUUAUUUGUGUAUGAAUUUAUGAGUUAUUCAAGCAUUUUUAAUUUACAUUAAUGUUGAGCCGAGAAAUAACGCUGAUUGGCUUUCUACAGACCCAAAGAGAGUAUUUGCGUUUCUUAUUUGAACAAAUUCUUCAGGGUACAAUCUUUUCCUAAUGCUUUGUUUAACAUUUACGAUUAUGUUUACUAAACUUAUAGUGAAGCUCACUGUAAUUCCGAAGGACUAUCUUCGCCUUUAA
Molecule: messenger RNA, 489 nt
Organism: Blepharisma stoltei
Lineage: Eukaryota; Ciliophora; Heterotrichea; Heterotrichida; Blepharismidae
Source: the annotation of a GenBank genome assembly